Macrobrachium nipponense is the source of this 1222-nucleotide messenger RNA. RefSeq lists its product as uncharacterized. The record is from RefSeq and is a predicted model, not a curated record. Gene Ontology annotation, cellular component: chitin-based extracellular matrix. Bases 121 to 846 code for a protein of 241 amino acids. The transcript is spliced from 2 exons. Gene Ontology annotation, molecular function: structural constituent of chitin-based larval cuticle. NCBI's taxonomy places the organism in Eukaryota, Metazoa, Arthropoda, Malacostraca, Decapoda, Palaemonidae.
CCCACAGCUCCUCCCCAGUCAUGUUUUACGAUACAUGCUUCCGCGCCUUUGCAGUUUCCUUCUUCGUCUGCCAAUGGGUGAUGACUGCAGACAACUUCUCACGGCCUUACGGCAACUACGAUGAUCACGAAGGCAGUUUUCGUCUUGGCCCUUGCUUUGGGAGGGAGUGCCCAGUUGACGGGAUUGGGUGCUGAUGACCAUUUCUAUUUUCCUAAAUAUCCCGAGGGAAUUUCUCAGCACCAAGUAUCCGAGAUCUUCCAGAUAGCCCUUCCACAAGCACAGACUCCAGCACGAGCAUACCAACCACAAACAUACCAAGAGCAGGAAUACCACCCUCAAGUACUCCAACCUCCGGUAUACCAUUACCAAGACCUCGACUAUGACUACGAUUCGUAUGCAAACUCAGGUGGCUUCGGGGCUCAUCACAAAUCGCCGCUUUCUUACAACGGCAUCCGGGUGGCUACCCCCGCCCCCUUCGUGCCCAUCGAUAACCAGUACCAGGUCGCUGACGACUACGGGCAAUACGCCUUCGGGUUCAGUGGUGGCGACAGCGCCAGAACGGAGACUCGCGAUGCCUACGGAAAUGUCCGAGGGUCCUACAACUACAUCGACACCGACGGGAAGCUGCAGACGCAGCACUACGUGGCUGAUAAAAAUGGCUUUCGCGUGGUCGCCAGUAAUAUCCCUGAAGGCCCACAGGCUCUGACGGCACAAGACGCCCCUGCGGCUGCCCUGCCCCCCAGCCCCGUGAAGGAUACCCCAGAGGUAGCUGCUGCGAAGGCGGCCUUUGCUAAGGCCUAUAAUGAGGCAGCCCUGGCUGCUGCCGAAGCUCCAGAUACGAAAUGAUUAGAUGAUUGGACUACAGUAAGUAGUCUAAUUAGCUAAGAUUAUCGUUAACUGGUUGAUGCAUAUUUCGCUUUUCAUGAUCAUUAUCUUCAUCAUUCGUAUCAUUGCCGUGAAUUAAUAUAAUUGUGGAAGUUGCUUCAUGCCAAGUAUUACUGUUAAGUCUGCAGUUUGACUGCUAUUUUUCAUACAAUCUAUACAUAACCAUGCAGUUCCCACUGCAUCAACGUAUAUUACACAUGUUUAUACACGUUCAGUAUGUACCGUGUGUGUGUGUGUGUGUGUGUUUGAACAAAAAAAAAUUAUAUUGUGGUUUAGAAACGCUGUCUUUGUAAACGUUUUGUUACUUGCCUAAUAAAAGGGUCAGAAGAUUUUGGUA